Messenger RNA from Camelina sativa (false flax), 662 nucleotides. Lineage: Eukaryota; Viridiplantae; Streptophyta; Magnoliopsida; Brassicales; Brassicaceae. The record is from RefSeq and is a predicted model, not a curated record.
GGCAUGGUACCACAAGCUCAGCUCCACUCUUCGAGCCCAUGGCUUCAAACGGUCUGAAGCCGAUCACACCUUGUUCACCCUUCGCUCCGCCAAUGGCCUGGUUGUGGUCCUGAUCUAUGUGGAUGACAUCAUUAUCUCCGGUGAUGAUAAGGAAGGUAUUGACACCACCAAGGCCCUUCUUAACACUUCCUUUGAUAUUAAAGAUCUUGGUGCGCUCAAGUACUUCCUUGGGAUUGAAAUCUCUCGCUCUCCGGAGGGUUUGUUUCUCUCCCAAAGAAAGUAUACCCUUGAUCUUUUACAUGAGACAGGUAAACAUGGAGCUAAGCCGGUAUCUACGCCUCUUGAGGAAGGAUACCAGGUCAAGCGAAAGGGGGAGAUGAAACCGACACCAAAUGCUCCGGCCACCAAGCUGGCCGACCCAUAUGCGGAUCCGGGGAGAUAUCGUAGGCUUGUAGGGAAACUGAUCUAUCUCAAAAUCACACGACCAGACUUGUGCUAUGCCGUUAACCAAGUUAGUCAACAUAUGCAAGCACCGACCAACUUUGACUGGAACACGGUGGAACGGAUCAUGUGUUACCUAAAAGGGAGUCCCGGCCAAGGUGUUUGGAUGGGCAAGAACAACAGUACGGAGAUAGUAGGGUAUUGUGAUGCAGAUUACGCAG